AUGGCUUCCGAGGAAGCAAUUAUUCCCAAAGAGUCAACUUCUUCUAGUUCUUUAGAAACAGCUAAUGAUGUUGAGCGUAUCUUUCUUCGUCUCGUCCAUGCUGACACCGAUGUAAAGUUGCAAUCGGUAACUGAUCGUCAUUUGUGUGAUAUUCUUGAGUUAGCUGACAGGAAAACAGAACUCGUUAAUCUGAUUUCCGAGUUUUUAAACCAUUUCAACAAAGUUGUCAGGAGUAACCUGGCUAUUCGUCUUCCAGUUUCUCAACUUAUAAAAGUUUUUGAAAAAAAUGGUGCCUGCUCUUCGAAUUUGAGUCUCAUCUAUUUGAAGUAUGCAAAAGAGAGAAUGGACGGGCCCGAACAAUUGAAGGUUCUUCCGAUUUAUAUGAAAUAUUUCAGCAAAAAACCGACAGAUCUCAAUUACAUAUAUGAUGUUUUCACAAUUUGCUUCCCUGGCUUUCACGAAUUGGCAGGAAUGGAGAGAAAAGACUGGCCAAAAAUAGAGAUAAGUUCUACAGAUGCUGAAAUUCUUGCAAGAUGUUUUCAAGCAGUUCUCACCUUCUCCGUCAAGAACUUCGAAGUACUCGGGAGGAGACUCGAGCAGAUUGCUGGAUUGGCAGAAAAACCGAAGAUCCCGGGCCUCUGUGUAGACGAGUUUAUCCAUAUUGGAAAGAAAUUAUUUCAUGAGAACUUGAACUUGGCAGAGACCAAAAUGAUGAUUUUGAAGCUCUUAGGAAAAGAACUUCUUGAAGAUAAAGUUGCAUUCCCACUGAUCGUGGUGGCGACUGCUUCGAGGCUGAAUGAAGUAGAUGAUUUAGCGCAAGGUCUUCUGAAAAAAAUUCCGACUGAAAAUUUGGUCAAUGAAAGAUCUGUUGUAGACAAGCUGAUGUACGCCUAUUUAGGCUCAGAAGCUUUGACUACUAAGCCUGGCAAAGCAGAACUGUUGGUUGCUCAUGGUGACGAGUUUUCUCAGGCAGCUGUUCUGACUUAUUUGUCAAAAUCAAAAAUCGCUCCAAUAGCAUAUAUGAAUAAUGUCAAGGUAUGUCUACAUGGAUGCGAAAGUCCAAGCUCGCGAGUUCAAGUCAGCACAAUGCACUUUUUUCAACUUGUUGUCGAGCAAAUGCCAGAUAAAGCGCUGAAACUUUUCGCUGCCGUAUUAUUCAAAAAACUUUUCGAGCUACUCCCACGCCCAGAGAAUGCAGCUUCUUCUUCUCCGAACAAAGUGGCGCUAUGUGGAAUAUACCGUUGCUUGUCAGUCCUGGGUAUCAAACAUCCAGACAAUGUCUUGAAAAACUGGAGAGUAGCUUACCAAAUGUUUAUAAGUCUCGAUACGGAAACUGUUGAAGAUGUAGCAAGUGCAAUCGCCGCUUGUCUCAUUUCAUGGAUUCCGUUGUUCGCUGAAGCUAAAGAUCAAGAACUGAGACAAAAAACGACCACAGUCAUCUCUGAAAUUAUGAUGUCGAAAGAGAACCAUGCGCGUAUGGUAGCAAUGAAAUAUGCGGAAGUAAUGAUGGGAGAUGGAAACACGACUCUUCUCUGGAAUUUGAUCAGAUCUGCCGGUGAUAAUCGAGAUACGAUUCGAUCAGAAGCAUUUCGUCAACUAGAAAAAUCUUUGGAGAAACAUUCCCCUCACACUUCUUCAAUAAUCGAAGGUUUUUGGAAAAAUCUUCAUCCCGACUUUCCACCAAAUAAGGGAGAGGGUACUCUUCCCCUUUUCAAUAUUCUGAUUCAUCAGGCUGCAUCUCGAUAUCUCUAUGGAACAUUCGAAACGAAAGUGAUGGGAGAGCCGGCUCACCUCCGCAUAGUGGAUGGAGAUGAUCAUUGGAUUACUGUCGCUCCACGGAUUGUCAAGUUGUUACACGGAGAAGGAAAUGCUGAAAAGGUCCGAAAGGCAGCGGAAAUUGCUUUGUUUUCGGCUAUCAACUCAACAGAUGUUCAUCUUGUUCGAAUCGCUUCAUGUUUUAUCGCUGCAUAUCGUUCUUUUCCUCAACACAACAGUGGUCAUUCAUCUUACCCCCCUUUCCAGUAUGCCGUCCAACAGUGCUCGCAGAAGCUUCGAGAUUCUACGAGAAUGGAGUAUUCUAUUGCAUUAACUUAUCUACUGUCCAUUUUACUCCACGAAGAUCAGGUCACGCGUGUGGAGCUUUUCAAUUCUUCAAAAUCACUGCUGAUCGAAAAAGAAAUUCCGGGACUGUCAUUUACCUGCGCUGCUGCCAUAACACCAGUGUUAGGUGCACAGUUCAUCCCACCAGUAGGCACUUCGGAGUUCAUCAUGGAGGUUUUUCUCCCGCUCAUUAAAAAUGGAUAUCAUCGUCCGACUUCUGCCCUGGAAUCCACUCUUGGUGCAUUAUAUUUUGUUCUGCAAAACAAUACAGAAGCAUUGGAUCAGAAAGCUCACAGCGGCAUAAUUAUUUCCUUGAUUGAAAACUGUGAGAAGAUCGCUGUUUCAAGACAGGAUUCGUUCACUCAAAAGACGAGAGAAUUCUCAGCGAAAGUCAUAGGAUUAUUGGGAGGACGUAUUGAGGAUGAUGAGUCAAGUUAUGAACAUUUAGCACAAAGUUUGAAUCGUAUUGGUCAAGGUCCCCCGCAACAGGAAUUGCAGAUGGUUGUUGGCGAAGCAAUUGUCGACUCCAUUCUUGGAAACUUAGCAAUGACGAAAAGAGAUUUCAACUUAGUAGAUGGAACUGGUUUGACUUUGGUACAGCGGUUAGAAACUGAUGUCCGAUUGGAAAUUGUGAAUAAAAGACUCAUCAAGUUCAUCACAGAGACUUUAGAACAUAAGAAGACAAAUGCCAACCAACAUUUCCGCAAAGCAGAGCUCAUUUGGCUUCUGAUUGUCAUUCAAAAUUUCGCAAAUUUGAAGGCAGAAGUUUUGAAGAAAGCCGAACUAUUGAGAGCUUUGCAGCAAUCGUUCGCAGAUGGUCUCACUGAGAAUGAUGAAUUCUCACAGGAUAUUUCUGCUAAAGGGAUGGGUGUUGUUUACGGUCUAGCAGAUGGAUCUCUUAAAAAAGGAUUGGUGGAAUCUCUUAUGAAUACACUCUCCGAAGGAAAAAGAUCCGAAACAAAACUUGAAAAAGAUACGAAACUGUUUGAAGCUGGUCAACUGGGAACAACUCCAACUGGAGGAAAGCUCACCACAUAUCAAGAACUUCUUACGUUGGCUUCUGAUCUGAAUCAACCAGAUCUAGUUUACAAAUUUAUGCAACUUGCUCGUCACAAUGCUACUUGGAAUUCGAAAAUGGGAGCAGCUCAUGGAUUCGGUGCACUAUUGGAGAACGCGAAAGAAGAACUUGAGCCCUAUUUUAAGCAGCUGGUACCGAAACUCUUCAGAUUCCGUUACGAUCCAGAUGUUAAAGUACAAAAUGCCAUGAGGUCUAUCUGGGGAAUCUUAACAGCUGAUCGGAAGAAUGUCGUGGAUGAAUUUGCAAACGAAAUUUCAAAAGAACUAUUGCCCGCUCUUACGGACAGAGAAUACCGAGUAAGAGAGUCAGCAUGUUUGGCGCUCUCAGAUUUAUUCCGUGGACAUGAUACCGUUGAGAUGCAUCAGUUGAUUCCGGAAUACCUUGAAGCUGUUCUUCGAGUAAGAGAUGAUGUCAAAGAAUCCGUCAGAGAAGCAGCAAACAGAGCUGCCGACGCAAUCGCCAAGUUGAUAGUUCGCCUUGGGUCAUCCAGUAACUUGGAAAAAGCUAAUCGUUUUCUUUCGGUUGCACUUCCAGCUAUAAUUGAUCAAGGAAUCUUAAAAUCAACGGUGAAAUCCAACAUGAUAUUCUGUUUGAGUCUAGUACUCGAACUAACAAAAUCUGCUGGAAAACAGCUGAAACCUUACAUGGCCGAUCUCAUACCAAUACUCAUGGAUGCUGUUAGUGAAAACGAAACGCCACUUCUCAACUACCUUGCCGCUAGAUCUGAUCAACAUCAGAUUGAAAUGCUCGAUGAUGCACGUGCAAGUCUUGCUAGAAGCUCUCCAAUGAUGACAGCUGUGAACGAUUUACUACCUCAUAUUGAUUCUGAAGUUCUCAUCAAAAUGACCCCAAGAGUGGCUGAAACUCUUCGAUCGUCUGUUGGAACAUCAACACGUUCGUCAGCAGCUCAGUUUGUCACCCAGUUGGCACUUCGUGCUCCACAACUUCUUCAUGAUCACACAGCACAAUGUGAUAAACUGUUUGCAGCAUUAAUUCCGGGAGUUCGAGAUCGUAAUCCAUCUAUUCGAAAACAAUUUGCAAACGCAAUGUCUUAUUUGGCAAAGUAUUCGUCUUCGAAUCAGAUGAAGAAACUUAUCAAAACGGUUGUUGCUGAUUUAACAGGUAGUGAUGAAGAACUGAAAGUUUCCAGUUGUCACGUCAUCAGCAAUUUAGCUGCCAAUUCUUCAGAAGUUCUUGAAGGUUACACUUCUCAAAUUGUGCCAUAUGUGCUUCUCGAGAAAUGCAGAGAAGUACCGAAAGGAGACGAUGUUGCACGAGAGAAACAAGAAAAAUGGAACGAUGUUUGGUCAGAACUGGUGCCAUCCACUAGUGCUGCAGCGCGACUUUACAAAUCGGAGAUUCUUGAAUUGGCAAUGAAGUUGGUGACAAACAAUGAAGUAUGGGCAGUACGGAAACAGGCUGCAGUUAUGAUUGGUGUCCUUUUCGAAACUCUGAAGAGUGAGGCGGGAAUUGAAAUUGCCAAAAAAUCCGCAUUUUGCUUGCUUCAAAAUCUGAACGGACGGCUUUGGGACGGUAAAGUUGAAAUUCUGAAAGCUCUCACGAAGACUUUCGAAGCUGGCGGAAUUCAAUUCGUAGAAAAUUUGCAAUCUAGUGAAGCAGAAGAGAUAGUUAAAGUUUUGCGAAGAGAAGCUUCAAAGAAAAAUGCUGAUUACGCAUGUGCUGGUCUCUCAACCCUUGCUGCAUGGUCAGUUAUCACAAAGGACAUUGAAUCGGCAAACUGGUUGGCUGAGAAAGUAGACGAAAAUGUCACAAAACUGACAAGUAUCCGCGAAGGGAAUGAAUCAGAUGAUAACAUGGAUGGACUAUCUAAUUUGGAAAAAGAGAUUCGGGCCUCGCAGUUAGUUACUCUCAAUCUGACUGCUCUAGCUAUCUCUCUUGCUACCUUCAACACUUCCGAACAGGCUCAAAAGUCUUUGAAUCAAGUUGCCGGAUAUGUAAAUAACAAUUUAAUUGCUUGGAAAUCGAAACAGUUCUUCUUCAACGAGUUGGUCAAAACUAUUGAAAAUUGGCAUCCGGAAGAAACAGUGAAUGCUGAAAAGCUUAUUACUAAUCUUCUCGAACAAGCGGAUGACUUAUGUGCACAGCAAAAGAAAACUGUUGCUGCUGACGCAUUACAAGUAGUUCUUCGCACUCAGAACAGGUCGAAACAAUUCGGAGUCGAUUGGGAAACUGUGAUAGAUCGCGUCAUGAGAGGGACUGCUGGACAGAUAACCGGACUAGGAAGUCGGUUUGAAAUCAAAAUGGAGAUAGAUUAA
This is a messenger RNA of Caenorhabditis remanei, 5454 nucleotides long. RefSeq lists its product as uncharacterized. Gene Ontology annotation, molecular function: molecular adaptor activity. NCBI's taxonomy places the organism in Eukaryota, Metazoa, Nematoda, Chromadorea, Rhabditida, Rhabditidae. The record is from RefSeq and is a predicted model, not a curated record. Bases 1 to 5454 code for a protein of 1817 amino acids. Gene Ontology annotation, biological process: proteasome assembly. The transcript is spliced from 19 exons. Gene Ontology annotation, cellular component: nucleus; cytoplasm.